This is a messenger RNA of Amoebophrya sp. A25, 4449 nucleotides long. NCBI's taxonomy places the organism in Eukaryota, Dinophyceae, Syndiniales, Amoebophryaceae. The record is from the annotation of a GenBank genome assembly.
AGCAGAGCUUCAGGCUCUACCCUUUCUAAGUUCUACUAGUUCGUACUAUUCCGUAUGCGAAACGAUUUUUUCCGCAUCAACGUUGCGUGACUAACCCCGGAUUUUCACUUCCGUUUCGUGUCCUUCAUCAUUAUCAUUAUUUGUCGUCUCGUCGAUCACUGGUCGACCUUCUCAAUCGUUCAAUGUUGACCGCGACUUUCCGGUCGACUCUGCGACGCGGCGUUUCCUUGUCGGUUAUGUCGCGCCAGGCCACUAAGACGCAGGUUGGGAACUCAGAUGGACAACAGGACUCAGCCUUGGGUACCAGUGGUGCAAGCAACUCAAAUACCAAGACGACAAAUCCGUCUCUCGUCGCAGGAGGUUCUAGUGCUCCUUUCUCGUCCAGUUCACUGAAUGGUGCAGCGACUGCGAAUACAGCAGAGCAGGAAACUAGCCUUGCUGUUGUGACUCCACCGGUCGUCGUCCCAUCUUCGGUCAAUGAGUCUGUUGGACUGACUGGCGUGUGUGCCGGGUUCUCGCGCUCUAAAAAAGCUGUUCUCGCACGUCAAACUGCGAUGAAAACUGGAGCUCUCUAUGCUGGGCGAAACAAUGGAAAAACCUCAAACAUGCAGCAGCACAUUUCGCACCACCCACCGGAACAAAUAUCGUACAACCAGGAAGCGCGAAGCAACGACUGGUGUGCACAUGACGCCUCCCUGGCCAAACCACACCGUGAGCACUGGAUGAAAGCGUCUGCGAAGAAGCCGGGAUGCAACUCUGUAUGGCGGAGCAACAAGAAACCUCACCAGACACAGGAAAAGGCCUCGUUAACAAAGAAUUGCUCGACUGAGCGUUUGUUUGCUUCAGUGUACCAUCCAAAAAGCAGUUGCACGAAAUCUGCCCUUCCGAGAAUGCAGAUGGUUACUGAAGGUACCCUACUUUUCGAACCUCAUGCAGAUUUAUUUCAACGUGAGAUGUAGGUAAGCUGGAAUGGUCACUUAAGCAGAAACUCAGUUUCAAGAGAACUUUUGGAGCUCAUAUAUUCGGGUCCACCAAUCUUUUGUACACUGUCACGUCUUGGUCUUUUUUAAGAAUUAUAGGGCUAGAAGUAGUUGUCCUGCGUUUUAUCCACGGUCAAAUCCAUUCGCACUAGGCUCUUAUAACGCGCAUCCAGCUUAUAACGGGUCACCUUACCCGCUCUAUGAAAUGUAUGCGGGAUACGACCAACGCGGAGGUGAUUUUUACAUUGCAAAUGCUGCUGGUCAGUAUUAUCAAUACCCCGGACAAGCGGCUUAUGACUUGACGAGUGGAGCGAUGGCCAAUGCUACCUGGUCUGCAGGUGUAAUGAGCAGCGCUGGGGGAUACGCGUGCGUUGCCGAAAAUGCAUCGCAGGCUGUACAACAAGGCUACUACAACAAAAACAACUAUUCCAACAUGUACAACAAGAACUACAAGUACGAUUACAGGAAUGCUCCUGCACACCAAAACAACCUGAAUCGCGAUAAUUGGAUGAUCUCUGAUAGCGUGUCGUAUUUGUGCAGGGACGAUGGCAUGCUCAACGGAGCGUCGCUGUCAACGCCAUCAACCAGUGACGGUAAGGACCCGCUGGCACUUGCGGCACCAUCCUACAUGAUUCCUGUGGUGGAGCACGAAAGCACUGCCGUGCCGAUGGCGCAUAACGCGCCGACCUCGAUCGAAGAUGAACAACUACAAGAGCACGAGCAGAACCAAGCGGCGAACACCAUGAUGGAGCCGCCGCCAAUGACGUACACGCGUUCUUUGCUACUGCAGGUCGGUGCAACAAUGAGGCGAACACGGAAGAUGAAUGGCGCCACCGACUCUGGUUUCAUGGAUAUCGUGAAUCAGCUUGAGACUCACAACAAGAUGUCGGUCGAACAGUCGGCGCUUGUUGCUGAUGGCCGGCAAAAUGUCGAGUUUCUGUCUGAUCACAGCAUCUCCAUGUCUACAGUAGAACACAACCCUCUCAAUCAAAGUAAGCAGUGCUCAACCACUGACGUUACUCCUGCAUCGAUUUGCGCGAGCAAGGUCGUGGUAGUGCCGGAGCCGAACUUCACCUGUAAUUCUUCUAGCUUUGUGAUGCGAAACCGCGCGCCAUCGGCCAGCAUAAGCGCUGCAUCUUCGAAGGAUACGAAAACGAUCAAAAAAGAUGUAGAAGUGGAUUCUGUAACCAGCACCACCACCAGUGAGUGCCAUGCUGAUGUCGGCAACGCGUCCUCUGAGGCGGAACAUGUGGCAAACUACCCUCACUCCUCCUCCACCGCAUCUUUGGCAACGACGACACCUACAACUAUAUUGCUAGAAAACAGCGCAAACAGUUUUGACUCUAGCAACAUCGCUUUGGCCGCACAACGAGCAAAGAACAAGCAGGUGCCAUGGAAAACACUGCGAAAGGCACCCAGCCCACUUGACGAACUUCGCGAGACUACUAGAAUGCGCGCGGAAUUACAGAAUGACAACUACACUAAAAAAAUUAUCAUAGGUCAAGAUCACCCAGUCCAGGUCGAAGCUAGUACUACAGCAAAUAGAACUAAGGAGUCCUUGGAGUUCGUGCCGAAUUUAGCGUCGAAAACCUGGAGAGAUAAAACCACGUUUUCUUCGGAAAAGUCUCGUGACAACGAAACAACAAGUUGUGACGCAGAUGUAGUGGGUGGCGCAAAGAUGCGCACUCUACCUCGAUCCGACCUUUGCGGGUACGGGUACAAUGUCGAGAAAAGCAAGAAAACGUGCCACGGCUACUUCUUCAAGCGCAAUCGUUCGGACGUCGCAGCAGAAGUUUCGUGGCGCAGGAGGGAGUGAAUAUUACUUGAGAUACACAGACGAGGCCACACUAUUGUCAGGUGGAGGACAAUUUAUGAAAGUAGGCAAGGAGCAAACCAAAGUAAGUCUACAGCAACGCAGGAGAUGGAGGAGAAUAAUUUCACAAUCUGGGGGAUAGACUACAGGUAGGAGAUGUGCUCAAGUAGUUAAUGUGAGCUAGAUCAUGUUGUAGAACUAUUGGAAGAUGAUGGAUCCAUAAACGUGAUGUUGUAUCGAGCACGACCCUGCACAUACAGGAAUAGAUGAUGAUGUUAAACAUAUGAGAUUAUAGAAUUUCAGGUCUCCACACGUGAACAGCUGCAGCACUGAGUUGUUACUGGAGUUGAAACUUGUAAAAUAUCUAUACACGACCUAAGCAUUUGAUUGUAUUUCUCGACUUGUUGAUUGAAAUGGAGUGCAGCAUGAUAUGUGGGUGUGCCAUCUAGAAUCUAGAUCUACUCCACCUAGUAGAUGAAGUAGCAAGUACCUAGCUUGAUAAGUUUCAACUGUACUUCUUGUUCUUCUACUUGGUUUUUAUGGCAAGCUUCGUGCAGCUAAAAGGUUGGCGAUGAGCAGCAAGCAGGUAUCGAGUGCGAAAUCUGGAGAGGAUGAGUUCGUACCCUCGUACUUUCUGACGUGUGCAGAGAAUAGUGUGAAAUGCUCUACCUUUAUGGCGUCACCGGUACAACUUCUAACUGUGAAAUCCGAUAGACUGGCUUGUUGGUUGUAUUGCGCAGCCGUCUAUCUCCUGUGAUACAAGAUUCAUACAUCAGAAUUAGAACAUCCUUAUGGUGGUACCACCGCGAUUUACUGUUACGUAAUAAUGUGCCUAUCGGCAAUAAUCAUGUAGUGUGAUGCAUACAUGUAACACUAACAACAUUUAUCUUGACAUCCUGACUAACAUUGUUUCUUGCUUCAGCAAUACUAUGGAAUUUGACAAAGACAUGGUUCGUCGGUAGCACGUACAGAACCAAGUAUAUGCUUCUAUCUUCAAUUAAUGACUUGCUGUAUAAUAUGAUUUUGAGUGAUCUUCAAGGUCAAGCUAAUUAGUUCACCAGCAUUAUGUGGAUUUGAAAGCGAUAUUUGAUAGAGGACGGGGUGAGCAACAUGAGGCAUGCGCCGAAGGGAAAUGUGUUGAGCAUAGUAUCUUCAUUGCAGGAGCAUGAAAAUUAUGAUUAUGUAUGAGAGGAAGAAAGGUUAUGACAACAGCAUCAACAAUAAUUAGGAUAACGAUAAAGUAACACGGCAUCGCCUGUGAUGAACAGAAACUGAGUGACCAAAAUCAUGAUCACACGAAACAUGAGCAUACAAUGAAUACUUGUUGAAAGACAUUCUCUACGAACACGAAAAACUACACUUUCCUUUAUACGUCUUCUAUACGAGAAAGAGGAUGACUUGAUGCUGGAUGUCGUUGUCGUGCACAUGUCUAGAAAUAGAAAGAGAUUCACAUCAUUGUCAAACCAACAGCACUCCACGCCUGACGACUGAGCGCUCAGUACGGGUGAUCAUGGAGACAACAGUUGGAAGAUGACGACAGCCCUUGUACUGCUUUUUGAGACGUCAUCGACAGAUGGCGGCGACGAGGGACGGUGGGACAUGCAGCAGUGCUGAAAUUGACACACAGAAACGGCAGGGCGAACUAGUGAGGUGAGA